Ctenocephalides felis (cat flea) is the source of this 1124-nucleotide messenger RNA. RefSeq lists its product as uncharacterized. NCBI's taxonomy places the organism in Eukaryota, Metazoa, Arthropoda, Insecta, Siphonaptera, Pulicidae. The transcript has 3 exons. The record is from RefSeq and is a predicted model, not a curated record. The coding region runs from base 271 to 804 and encodes 177 amino acids.
CCUACUAAAAGAAAAGAUCAUUGUAUACAGAAUUUGUUGAAAUUACAUGAACAAUAUAAGAUUAUCAAAAAAAGUGUAAACAGAGACACAAAUAAAACUAAGGAGGACGAAUUUAAAUUAUCAUUGUUGAAUUUGUUCGACAUUGCUCAUGCGAAUGUGGAAAAAAUCGUUAACGAACCUAUAAUGCAUUUUUUAAAUGAGCAACGAAAAGAUGGUAUAAUAGGUUUCAUAGCUAAUAUUGAGUCUGAUGAUAAUGAACAAGUAUAAAAAAUGAAGGAUGAACUACUACAGCUACGGCGGGAAAAAUCGGAGAGAGAAAAAGCUCAAUACGAGCUACGUCGGGAAAACUCGGAGAGAGACAAAGCUCAAUACGGUGACUUUGUGGAAUUCACGUCAAGCAGUGAAGUGGAAGGUGCAAUUCCGUUGAGUCAGAAAACAAAAUCAUCUAUAUCAAAUUUUUCUGAUGAACUGGUAGUUCCUCAGCACCAAGAACCGAUACAAUCUCGUGGAACAAUAAAUAUCAUAGAUGAUAAAUUAGCAGCAAUUUUGGAUUAUUGUAAAAUAAGCGACCGGAAUGCUGUACGUUUGAUUAUGGCUUUAUGUUCAUCAUUAAAUAUUGAUGUAAAUCCGUUAAUAGUAAAUAAAACAUCUAUACACCGAAUUAGAGAAAAAAUACGUGAAAAAAAAAUCGAACAAAUCAAAGAACCGUUUAAAAUUGAGGACUUGAAUGCUAGUGUUCUACACUGGGAUGGAAAUUUUUUAAAAACUUCAAGCGGAGAAAAUAAAGAAAGACUGCAUCAUUAAAUAUUGAUGUAAAUCCGUUAAUAGUAAAUAAAACAUCUAUACACCGAAUUAGAGAAAAAAUACGUGAAAAAAAAAUCGAACAAAUCAAAGAACCGUUUAAAAUUGAGGACUUGAAUGCUAGUGUUCUACACUGGGAUGGAAAUUUUUUAAAAACUUCAAGCGGAGAAAAUAAAGAAAGACUGCUGCUCAAUUGAGUUGUGGACAAAUAGAAAAAAUAUUAGCGAUCCCAGUAUUAGAUGAUGGUACAGGACAGUCCCAAGCUAAUGCAAUGUUUGACGCUAUUAAUGAUUGGGGUAUUUCAGACAAUAUCAAAGCUCUUU